GGAGUGCGCGGCGGUGCAGUAGUAAAAUUAAUACAAAAUGUUUAAUUAAAAAGAAUUCGGAUUUAUAAUGGAACAAGCAGCAGUUGUGAUUUGCGAAAUUGCAGAGGAGUGUGUGGACAGUGGGCAACAAUUCCUGUUUGCAUACCGCAAAAAACAGUGGGCAAUAAAAGAAAGUCUAGCGGAGAAUGCAAAUCAAUUGGUUGAAAUCAUAACAAACUUUGCAAAAAGACGCACCGCGAAGUUGCGAUUCCGGAUAAUUGGCACCACUUUGGUGUUGCUGCAGUUGGAAGGCGGUAGCUGCAUUUCGGCAAAUGCACAAGAUGCACAACUGGCAGUCGAAAUAUUUCCCAUUAUAUUCAGCAAUUUCACGCCCACAUUGGACUUGGAGGUGCUCCAAGAGCAGCAUCAGCAACAGCGGGAGCUCAAGAGCUAUGUGACCACGCAGCUGUAUAAUGCGCUGUACUGCAAGCAUCAGGAGCGGCUAAAUGAUGCACUGCCUCCAACUUUAUCACUGCCCAGUUGCUUCAAAUCACAGCUGCGAAAGUAUCAACAACGCACCGUCAGCUGGAUGCUGAGUCGUGAGCUUGAUUCCAAUGAAUUUACUGCCAAUUAUACUAAAUACAAGACUACAGAUCAACAGCAACAAGUUUACAAACACCAAUACUGCCUGCAAUUCUAUGAAGAUGAGGCAACCAUGCCUAGGAUCAGCUUGCCACCAGGUGGCAUACUCGCCGAUGAGAUGGGUCUGGGCAAGACCGUUGAACUACUAGCUACACUGCUACUAAAUCCCAAUUUGAAUAUUGAUAACACUUAUUGGCGCAACUCUUUGGAGCAGUUAUCGGAUGUUGUGCCGCUCAAGAAACGUCGUCGGCAGCAUAAAGUGCAUUGUAUUUGCGUGCAACAGCUAAAUGCAGCUAAAAAAGUGCAAUGUUUGCGUUGCCAGCUGUGGCAGCAUCAAAAUUGUAUGCAGGAUUCAUAUGAAUAUUACAUAUGUCCCAAUUGCUGGACUGAAUUGACAGUCGAAACGGAGCAGCUGGUGAAUACAGGUGCUACCAUCAUCAUAUCACCGAAUGAGAUCAAGACACAGUGGCAACAUGAAGUGGGCAAGCAUGUGAAUGACACUUUAAAGGUGCUACUGUAUCCGGGAUUGCACUCCGGCAGCUGGUAUAGUCCGUUGGAGCUGGCCAAAUAUGAUAUUGUACUAACUGAUUAUACAAUACUCAUGCACGAGUUGAAUCACACGCCCAGGAACACAACAGAUCGUGAGUUGCGCUAUGAGCAGCGUUAUAUGCGUCCCAGUUCGCCACUGCUGAUGGUCAAGUGGUGGCGUGUCUGUCUGGAUGAGGCCCAAAUGGUCGAGAGCAGCACAUCGAAGGCAGCGGAAAUGGUCAGCAAUUUGCCUGCGGUUCAUCGCUGGGCAGUCACCGGCACUCCCAUACAAAAGACCAUUGAUGAUUUGGCGCCACUUUUGAAAUUCAUUGGUUUUCGGGCGGCAUGUGAACCUUUGGAUGCCUGGCAAACAGUGGCCAAUUCCUUUCUGCUCAAUCACAAGGUGGAGCCAUUGUUGGAGCUAUUGCAGCAUUGCAUGUGGCGCACCUGCAAGUCCAAGGUGGAGCAGGAACUGGGCAUACCGCCACAAUCGGAAGUGGUUCACUAUCUGGAUCUGAGCAAUGUGGAGUCACUUUACUAUCGCGAGGAGCACUUUAAAUGCACCUCACUCUUCCUGGACGCCAUUGCCAAGCACAGCAAAUACAAUCCCAACACCAGCAGCUCCUGUUUGUCCUCCAUUUCACCACAAUUACUAAGGAUCAUGUUGCAGCCAUUUCUGCGCAUACGCAAAACUUGCUCCAUUCCCGUUGUGGUCAAUAAAAAUGUCUCCGAUACCAACACCUAUAUGAAUCGACAGGAACUGCUGGUCCAUCUAAAAGCCACCAAUGAGAAGGAAUGCAAGCAGGAAUUGCGCACUUGGGCAUCAUCCUACAAUGGCAUCGCUGCCAUCAACUUCAUACAGUCCCAAUACAAAGACGCCAUCAACAACUAUAAGCAGGUCAUCAAGCUGGCCAAUGAUUACAACGACGAGCACAUAUCCGUCGACAGUUUGCUUCAAAUACAUGCGCUGCACAAUAUGUUAAAGGCUUCCAAAUUGGCUCCAAAAAAAGACGAGCUUCCAGAUGAGGAACUCUCCACUUAUAGCCGCAAAUUGAAUAAACUGCAGCGCAAAUAUUUGGAGACGACGACACCAGUGAUGAAGGCUGCUGAAAUGGCCUAUGAAUCGAAGCUGGAGGAACUGGACAAAUUGGCUGAGGAAUUCGAUUCAAGUAUUGUGGAAUUGCUUGCCACAUUGAUCAACACUGGUGAAUGCUGGCACAAAGCCGUAUGGAAUAGGAUAACUCAUGAGUUUUUCCGUCUAAGUAUUUCAACGGAAAAGCUGGCUGAAGUGACUUCCAUGACGGGUGUAGUGUAUUUACUUCACACUUGGCACGAUCGAUUGCGAGAGUUGCGCAAAAAGUUGCGUCAUGACUUUGAAAUCCUUAAGCAAAUGGUGAGCCAAGCAUGCGGAACUAUGGAAAAGGGACUUCCCCUAACUAUCGAUUCAAUUAAAUUUAUCAAAAGCGUUUCCAACUGUCAUUUGGCUGAGAUUAUGGAUGACAAACCGACUAACGUGGCAACCAAUCAAGGAAAACCCCCAAAGAAGCGUCUUUGUCAUUUAUGCAAGAUACGUGAGUCUGUGAAUCAGUUUGAGUGCUUGAUCUUUGCCAAGGAACUGGGCAAGGAGGGCACCAUAACAGAUGGUUCCGAAAAUCCCAGCUGGGAAAUAACACUGAUCAAAGUUGUGCUUGGCUUUCUGAGUGCCAAAAGUGAAUUUCACGAAUGGAAAAAGGAAUGUACAAAUAAAUUGGAGCAGCUGGACUGUUUGCAGAGUCUGGGAAAAUCACAGAUUAAAUACUGGAUUGAAGUGGAAUAUGUGAUAAAAAGUUUUGAUGAGCUGGACAUGUGCAAAAUGCGCAUAUCGCUCACAGAAGAUCCGGAGGAACAAUCAAACUAUCGCCUCCUGCCCGAACAGUUGGAAGAGCAACGUCUGUUCAACACUUCAAAUAUUGAAGAGUCGCAAUUGAAUUUUAUACGCUUGAUGGGACGUCUUAAAUAUUUGAAGCAUUUAAAGGAAGAUACCGGAGAUAAACCCUGCCCGAUUUGUCAAACUCUGGAUGAUGAGCGCUAUGUGAUGAUGUCCUGUGGACAUUUUCUUUGUCAGCACUGUCUGGAUAGCAUGAAAAAGCGAAUGGGACGAGAGAGCACAACAAAAUGUCCAAUGUGUCGACAGAAUUCGCCUCAAUUAUAUUAUUCAGUGCGUAAGGGUAAAAGUUCCAAAGUAAUUGGUGACUUUUCCACGAAAAUUGCAUGCAUUGUCGAGCAAGUGAUGAAAAUUCAAGCACAAUGCGUUGACAAGGAUGAGGAAAAGAUCCUGAUCUUCUCGCAAUGGGCAAACAUUCUGGAACACAUAGCCAAUGCACUGAGAAAAAAUGGCAUCACGUGUCGCAGCAAGUUUACAAAUCGCGACAUUGAUGAGUUUAAGCAACCUGAACUGAAGAUUACCUGUAUGCUGAUGCCCAUUUCGCGGGGUUCAAAGGGUUUGAACCUAAUUGAGGCUACACAUGUGUUUCUAGUGGAACCAAUCUUAACUCCUGGCGAGGAGCUACAGGCUAUUGGUCGCGUCCAUCGCUUUGGCCAGACCAAACCCACAACCGUACAUCGUUUCAUUGUUAAUAAUACCAUCGAGGAGAAUAUAAUGAAGCUUAUAAAAUCAGCUGACGAUAGAUCGACAUUAUCUACACACUGGGAUCUGGAUAAUAUGACACUGGAUAGCCUAAAGGAGCUCUUUAUUAUAAAAGGAAAUAAGUUAACCUAAAACACUUAUAUUAAGUUCAAUGAUUUAAAAAAUAAUAUUAUAAUUUUAUUAUAAUAUGCGCAGUA
Drosophila innubila is the source of this 3972-nucleotide messenger RNA. Its product is annotated as E3 ubiquitin-protein ligase SHPRH. Gene Ontology annotation, cellular component: nucleus. The coding region runs from base 68 to 3907 and encodes 1279 amino acids. Gene Ontology annotation, molecular function: ATP binding; ubiquitin protein ligase activity; ATP-dependent chromatin remodeler activity. The transcript is spliced from 8 exons. NCBI's taxonomy places the organism in Eukaryota, Metazoa, Arthropoda, Insecta, Diptera, Drosophilidae. Gene Ontology annotation, biological process: protein polyubiquitination; DNA damage response. The record is from RefSeq and is a predicted model, not a curated record.